This is a messenger RNA of Momordica charantia (bitter melon), 1361 nucleotides long. It is a transcript of the gene BFN1, whose product is annotated as bifunctional nuclease i. The record is from RefSeq and is a predicted model, not a curated record. Gene Ontology annotation, biological process: DNA catabolic process. NCBI's taxonomy places the organism in Eukaryota, Viridiplantae, Streptophyta, Magnoliopsida, Cucurbitales, Cucurbitaceae. Gene Ontology annotation, molecular function: nucleic acid binding; endonuclease activity.
AUGGAUAAUUUAAGUAAAUUGGAGGGCAGAGUUAAACGAACUUUCAUAAAAUCGAGGAGGCUUUCAGGUUUCGGCGACCAGUAUUUGGGAUUUGGAGAUUACUCACUUCGUGUCGCAAUUGAAUGGUUCGCUGCUAUUGGUUGUGCUCCAUUACAGUCAAUCAGUGACCGGUUUCUGCCGCGCCGAUGGAUUCACAGACGAUUGAUCAUCAAAGGGGGGAAAAUGUGGCUGUUUAGACUAUUUCUGGUUUUGCUGAGUUUUGCUUUCCUGGUUCUCCCCAGUGCUCAAGCAUGGAGCAAAGAAGGCCACGUUCUAACAUGCCAAAUUGCACAGGGCCUCCUGAAUCCAGACGCAACAGAGGCCGUCCAAAAUUUACUACCGGAAAAUGUCGACGGAAACCUGUCGGCGUUGUGUGUUUGGCCGGACCAAAUCCGACAUUGGUAUCGGUAUCGCUGGACCAGUCCUCUUCACUUCAUUGACACGCCCGAUAAUUCCUGUUCUUUCCUCUACACGAGAGAUUGCCACGACAACGGCGGCGUCGAGAACAUGUGCGUCGCCGGCGCCGUUCGCAAUUUCACCACUCAGCUCGCGCACUACGCAGAAGGGGGCUCCGAUCGUCGACAUAACUUGACCGGGGCGUUAUUAUUUCUAUCGCACUUCCUUGGGGAUAUUCAUCAGCCAAUGCACGUGGGGUUCACGAGCGACGAGGGAGGGAACACCAUAAACUUACGGUGGUACCGCCACAAGUCCAAUCUACACCACGUGUGGGAUAGGGAGAUUAUUCUCACAGCUCUAGCAGAUUAUUACGACAAGGACUCGGGCCUCCUCCUACAAGACAUACAAAGGAAUUUGACCCAUGGAAUUUGGACCCAUGAGAUUCCAACAUGGCAGCAUUGCGAAGAUCUUGAUUCAUGCGUAAACAAGUGGGCUGAGGAGAGUAUAAGCUUAGCUUGCAAGUGGGGUUAUGAAGGAGUUGAGGCUGGUACAACUUUAGCAGAGGAUUACUUCGAUUCAAGGAUGCCAAUAGUGAUGAAACGCAUUGCUGAAGGUGGAGUCCGGUUGGCCAUGCUUUUGAACCGGGUUUUUUCUGAUGGAGGAGGAGGAUUCGCCUCCUCAACUUGAUUAUUAAUCCGACCGCUACAUUUAAUAUAAUAUUAGCCAACAAAAACUCUCUCUUCUGUUUUUAUGUUUAUAAAAUUAAAUUUCUUUCUUUAUUUCUGUAACAUAGUAGUAGCAAAUGCAGUAGAAUCAGUUUAUUACGUUUAAAUCGUAGAUUUGAAUUCUCUCCACUUAAUUUGUAAUGUUAUAUUGUAAAGAAGAAAUCUAACGAUCAUUGACUAACAAUCUUGUUGAAUGAGAAA